Molecule: messenger RNA, 2430 nt
Organism: Didymosphaeria variabile
Lineage: Eukaryota; Fungi; Ascomycota; Dothideomycetes; Pleosporales; Didymosphaeriaceae
Gene: CWH41
Product: Processing alpha glucosidase I
Exons: 3
Coding region: 1-2430 (809 amino acids)
Biological process (GO): oligosaccharide metabolic process; protein N-linked glycosylation
Cellular component (GO): endoplasmic reticulum membrane
Molecular function (GO): Glc3Man9GlcNAc2 oligosaccharide glucosidase activity
Source: RefSeq, a predicted model, not a curated record
AUGGCGCGCAAGUCUAGAUGGGCAAGCAGCCCCGUGCGGGCUUUGACAUUUGCGCUCAUAGCCCAAUUGUCUGUUGUCGAUGCGCAGGUCGCUGAAAUUGAGAAGGCGAGCAACGAUAGCUUGCUUUGGGGUCCUUAUAGGCCGAAUCUAUACUUUGGUGUACGGCCUAGAAUACCGAAGAGCUUGAUGGGCGGCCUGUUGUGGUCGAAGGUCGAGGAUCAUACGGUGCAGCACACUUUCCGACAUACCUGUGAGCAGCACGAGCUUGACGGCUACGGUUGGGACGAAUAUGAUGUACGAACUGGCGGCCGUCAAACCAUCCACGACCCCGCGAACCACAUCGAUAUCACGACCGAGUUCAUAAAGUUCCCUGGUGGGCAGCACGGUGGCAGCUGGGGAGCCAGAAUUAAAGGCACUCCUCGUGCGGACGCGCCUCCGGAUUUGAAGACAACAGUCGUCUGGUACAACACACUGGAGGGUUUGGGAUCUCUCCAAGCAGAGGGAGACGCAGAAGAGACAGGCGCUGAGGGUGAUGUGGUGCUCAAGGGCAUGACACCCGAGCUUGGCGAUUUCGAGUUGAAGGUCACAGAAGGCAAGGGAGAUCACCCACAGUCAAACCAUCCUAGCUUCCAGGAAAAACCGUUGGAUCGGACACUCGUUGCGAGCUCGCAGAUACCACCUGAGGCGCUGUGGCAGUCCAAGCAGGUGCUUUUUGCACAAUUGAAAGCCGAGAUAGAUCAGCUUGUGCCCAAGUACGGAGAGGAAAACCCCCCUCCACCAGCCCAGGUGUACACCAUUGGACAUGCACCCGGGCAGGGAAACAUCCAUCUAGUACAGAAGGUUUUCGAACGUGCAUUUGAAUUCGACAUCCUGUUCUCGUCCGCAUCAGCUCCCACGCCUAUCACUUCCGAGGACCUGACCGUGCAAAUCGACUCUGUCACUUCUGGUUUCUCUACUCGCUUUACCGAGAUCUUCAAGCCGCAGACGCCGUUCGUCAAAGAGCGCUACGAGGAGUUCUCCAAGUCACUGUUCUCCAACCUGAUUGGUGGCAUCGGGUACUUCUACGGCGAUUCUCGCGUUGACCGGUCUGAUGAUCCCGCAUAUGAAGAGGACAAUGAGGGUUUCUGGGAGGAUGCAGCCGAAGCUCGUGCUCGCAAUGUCGCGCAGCUCGAAGGCCCUUCCGAGCUAUUCACUAGCAUCCCCUCACGACCUUUCUUCCCACGUGGCUUCCUCUGGGACGAAGGUUUCCAUCUUCUUCCCGUGGUCGAUUGGGAUGUUGACCUAACGCUUGACAUUAUCAAGAGCUGGUUCAAUCUCAUAGAUGAUGAAGGUUGGAUUGCGCGUGAGCAGAUCCUAGGACCCGAAGCACGCAGCAAGGUGCCUGAGGAAUUCCAGGUUCAGUACCCUCACUACGCAAACCCGCCCACGCUGUUCAUGGUCAUUACCUCCUUCCUUGAUAAGCUGGAUGCUGUGAAGGCCGAUACUAGUAACGAGAGGGUGCUCGCUGAGAAGUCAUACUUCAUGCAGCUUGCAAAUCGCGAAGCUGCGCUAGAAUACCUGCGUAAGCUCUAUCCGCUCUUGAAGCGCCAAUACUUCUGGUUCCGCAAAACGCAAGCGGGCGAUAUCAAGAGCUACGAGCGAGAGGCCUUCUCCACUAAAGAAGGCUACCGAUGGCGCGGCCGCACUCCUCAGCACAUCCUCACCUCGGGUCUUGAUGACUACCCGCGUGCACAGCCGCCACACCCAGGAGAGCUCCACCUAGACCUCAUCAGCUGGGUAGGCAUCAUGACGAAAUCCAUCCGCCGUAUCGCCGUGUAUCUCGACGAAACCGAUGAUGCCGCUCAAUUCGCAAAGUCUGAAGAAGCCAUCAUCAAGAAUUUAGACGAUUUACACUGGUCCGCAAAGAAUCAGGCAUAUUGCGACGCGACCAUUGACGACUACGAGGAGAACAAACUCGUCUGCCACAAAGGCUACAUCUCAUUGAUGCCGUUCUUGACCGGUCUUGUAGACAAGGACAGCCCAAAGCUGGGUGCCAUCCUCGACCUCAUCGGCGACGAGGAUGAGCUCUGGAGCGAACACGGGCUGCGAAGCUUGAGCAAGAGCAGCGAAUUCUACCACACUGAGGAAGACUAUUGGCGCGGACCCAUCUGGAUGAACAUGAACUACCUCGCUGUUCAGCAAUUGCUGAACGUCGCUCAGCAAAAGGGCCCUCAGCAGGCCAAGGCGAAACAGCUAUACACCGACCUCCGUAAGAACCUGGUUAGGACUGUGUACGAAAGUUGGAAAGAGACUGGCUUUGCGUGGGAGCAAUACAACCCGGAGACGGGUAAGGGACAGCGCACACAGCACUUUACGGGAUGGACAAGCUUGGUCGUAAAGAUUAUGAGCAUGCCUGACCUUGAAGGUGGUAGAACUAGGGAUGAGUUGUAA